AUGUGUUCUCUUGAUCGUACAUCUCCGAUUCCAAUUGAAAGUCAUUCAUUAAUGUCGAAUGAAACUGAACCUGAAAUCGAAUCAUCAACACCUGAAUUGAAUUUAUUAUUGGAUAAAUUAACUGAAAUUCUCCGAUUUCGUUCGGGUUGUCGUCGACAUUUUGGUUAUCAUCAGCAACAACAACAACAACCAACACAAACACAAUCGAAUUCAACAUCAACAACCAACUUGAAACGCCUACAAUCAGGCAGCAUUGAGCCCUUACAUACGAAUACAUCCGAUGUUUCAUCGACGGGCACAUGGAAAUCGUUGAAUACUCACCAUAAAUCAUCCACUUCAAAACGUUCAUUAAAUCAUCAUCAUUUGAAUUGUCCAAAUAAUGAUAAGAAACGUCGUUUACCAAGUUUAUUACAACGUUUAAUAGAUGAGGGAAAUCUAAUUAAGGAAGCGGUGCGACGUCUCAAAUCGCAACGCUUUUCACAUUCGUACAAACAGCAAACAAACAUUGCAAACACACCAUCAACACCAACGACAAAGUCUUCGUUGCAAUCUCUUCCAAAUGUGACCUUGUCUUCAGCAAGUAUCAAUAUACCUCAACAACUAAGCGACUCACCGACACAAACAACAUCAUCACCCAGUCGGGGAAUAUCUUGGUUCUUAUCAUCAAGUGUAUUUGGUGCAACAAAUCACAGUAGUAAUGGGAGUGGAUCACCAUUACGCAAUUGCUGUUCAUCGGGUACACAUGAUCGAACACCAAUGGAAAUUGGUAUUCACGAGGGAUAA
Messenger RNA from Adineta ricciae, 783 nucleotides. NCBI's taxonomy places the organism in Eukaryota, Metazoa, Rotifera, Eurotatoria, Adinetida, Adinetidae. The record is from the annotation of a GenBank genome assembly.